UCCAAUCAGAAGGCGGGCCUUGAAGGUAUAAAUACCUGGGUGCCAGGCUCACCGUGACGCAGUUGAGCGUUGUGAGCCCAUCUCUCAAAGAUGAGUUCUCCAGAGAUCUCCUCACUCUCCUGGGGAACGAUGAAAGUUGGAGCUCAGGUUUACAAAGACUGUAAAGUCUGGCCAGGAGGAAGUAGAACAUGGGAUUGGAGAGAAACCGGAACAAAUCACCACCCUGGUGUACAACCAGCUGACCUUGAAGAAGUGGUAAAAAAAGGUGUGAAGACUCUUGUUAUUGGCCGGGGCAUGACCGAGUCAUUGCAGGUCCCAGCUGCUACUCUCGCCUACAUCAAAGCACAAGGGAUCGAUGCCGUCGUUCUCCAGACAGAGAAGGCAGUGACGGAAUAUAAUAGUCUAGCAUCGAAAGGUGCUAACGUUGGAGGCGUCUUCCAUUCUACCUGUUAAUUCUUUGCUGAGGGGCUUUUUUUUGUGUGUACCACCUCCACAUAUGUCACUAGCUUUGAUAGAUCGUAUUACAGCUGCUCUGCCAGUGAUGCUCUUACUAACAAGAUGCGUUUGUGUAAUGUCUGCCCAAAUCUAUACAAGCCUUAUCAAAGCUUUGUCAGGGAUUUUUCCACUUUAUAUUAAUGUUUUUAUUUCACUGUCAACCGAAUUUGUUUACUCUUAUUGGAAAAUGUCUCAAACAUUUAAUAUAUCAACUGUACACAGGAGUUGACUUUUUAUAAUUGUACUGGUUGCAUUCAACUUACACUUCAAACUUUUUACUUACCACUGCAACGUAGGAAAUACUAGAAUGUACUUUUAUUUUAUUUCUAUACUUGUGAUUUAGUCUGUGCACUUUACCAUGCAAACCAUCUAUUACUAUGAACGAUCUAACACUUCUACAGUAAGAAAACAUGAAUUCAGAACCCCAAUGAAUCCUACAUAUAAUUAGUUCAUGGAUUUAAAACUAUAUGCUUUUAGGGAUGGGGGAUUAUAUUAAUUAAACAAAACUGCUUAUUCCGAAAUGCCUACCUUCACAUGGGCAGCUCUGCAACUUCUAAUUUUAAUAUAUCGCAAAAAUGCAUGAAAGCCAUUAUAAUAAAACUAAAUAGGCCAUAACCUAAACACGGAAUCUGCAGUGGGUCCUCCAAACUCACUAUCUCAUACUUUUAUUUUGUUUUCUUCAAUUAUUUUUACAGAAAUUUCUUGUGCUGUGGCACACUUGAGGGCAGUGAGACGAUAUGUCUAGAAGUACAGGUGUGAGGUGAAUUAUGCCACUCAAAGCUGUAAUUGUCCAGUUCUUUAAUGCAUUGUAUUCAUAAUGUAUUAAAAUAUGCAAAACUAA
Pelobates fuscus (common spadefoot toad) is the source of this 1336-nucleotide messenger RNA. It is a transcript of the gene AAMDC, whose product is annotated as adipogenesis associated Mth938 domain containing. Gene Ontology annotation, biological process: positive regulation of fat cell differentiation. Lineage: Eukaryota; Metazoa; Chordata; Amphibia; Anura; Pelobatidae. Gene Ontology annotation, cellular component: cytoplasm. The coding region runs from base 91 to 453 and encodes 120 amino acids. The record is from RefSeq and is a predicted model, not a curated record. The transcript is spliced from 4 exons.